This is a messenger RNA of Rhodamnia argentea, 1554 nucleotides long. RefSeq lists its product as uncharacterized. NCBI's taxonomy places the organism in Eukaryota, Viridiplantae, Streptophyta, Magnoliopsida, Myrtales, Myrtaceae. The record is from RefSeq and is a predicted model, not a curated record. The transcript has a single exon. The coding region runs from base 300 to 1331 and encodes 343 amino acids.
UCGAUGGUCCCCCAAAUUCCGAAUUAGUCAAAGGGAGAGACCGACUCUUCCUCUUUCCUCUCUCUCUCUCUCUCUCUCUCUCUCUCUCUCUCUGGGACCGCAACACGCAUCGUCUUCUCACUUACCUCGCCGUCACGUUCGGGCGCAGCACAAGCUUCGCUAACGAACACCCAUCACUCCCAAAUCGAUCUUCAUAAGCAGAUUUCAUACCUGAAUUCUCCUUCACGUCGCAUUUCGCUUCAACCCCAUUAGCGGAAGAACGGGAAAAAUCGAUACUUUAAGCUGAUUGUUAAUCUGUAAUGGCGGUCGCGACGGCGGCGGCGCAGCCGCUGAGCUGCCGCUUCAUGCCUAAGAGGGUCUGCUUCUCCUUCGCGGCCUACGCCAAGAGCCUCAUCGACCACCUCGUCUCCUGCAACAUCCCCGUCCUCGAAGGCCUCACGGAGGCUGAAUUCGCCUACCUGGAGUCCGGCUUCUCCCUCGAUUUCCCGCCAGACCUCCGGUCGAUCCUCCGGGAAGGUCUCCCCGUCGGUCCCGGGUUCGUCAACUGGCGGUCGUCUUCCCCGCAGCAGCUCCAGAUUCUCGCGAGCCUCCCGGGCCGGAGCCUGAUCAAGGAGGUGUCGCAGAGCGGUUUCUGGUGCGACGCGUGGGGCGAGAGGCCAAGCGAUCGCGACGGAGCGGUCGAGUUAGCGAAGAGGUUGUUGGAAGAAUCGCCGGUUCUGGUGCCGGUUUACCGGAGCUGCUACAUCCCGGCGUCGCCGAACGCCGCCGGCAAUCCGGUUUUCUACAUUGACGGGGGGGACGUCCGCGUGCUGAGCUUCGACCUCGCCGGAUUCUUCCAGGAGUCCGAGUGGAUGCGCAUCGGCGUCUUCCGGCCGGCCCGGAAGGUGCCGCCGAGAAUCGGGGCGCCGGCGUGGGCCGCGAAGGAGCCGCGGUGGAUCGAGUUCUGGAGCGACGUGGCGGAGAGAGGCGGGAGGCGGGAGCAGCCGGCGGUGACGGCUGCGCGAGGGAGCACGCGCGGGUGGUGGUGCGGCGGUGGCGGAGGUGGAGGCAAGCUCGGGGCGUGCUUGGAGGAGGCGUACUGGAGGCUGAGGGACGGAGGCUGGAGGGAGGAGGAAGUGAGGGAGAUGUUGUCGAUGGACGGCUGCGAUGGGAGGGUGAAGGCGGGGGAUGACGUGGCGAGAUCCCAGGAAGGCCUUGCUUGGCACGUGAGAGCGUGGUCUCUGGAAUUAUUGCGUGCGGGAUGGAGCAAGGGGGAUGUGGCGGAGACUCUUGGGAUCAACGUUGACGAGAAGAGCGAGGUCGGUCUCUGUGUUCCUGAUGAUCGAGGCUAAGGUUGGGAGCACCCGAAACGACGUCGCGAGACAAGAGGGCAUUUUCUGUUGAGCUACACUUCGAGCGAAUGGAUGGCGUCAUAAAUCUCUUAAGAUCAUGAGCGCUCCUCAUUUUUCCGGAUUUUGUGCUUUAUACUCAUACAUACAAUUAUAAAGAUUUAGGUAGAGAUUAUCAUGUAAAUUUUCUGUUUAGUGUAAAUACAAAACCUGUGGGAGAGAUUAU